AUGUUAAGAAUUCAAUCAAGAAACAUAUGCCAAACAGUUGUGAAAAAUGCUGGUGUAGCCGGGAAAGGGAAAUCCCAAGGGUUUUCAAAGGCUGCAUCAACUAGUAAAAGACCAGCUCCAAAGAGAAUAACACCUACUACUUUGUAUAAAAACUGGGUGAACACCAUUCAUAGCUCAAAACUGAAUCGUAAUGCAACACAAGUUUCAGGAAUCCCAACAUUUAAUCCAAUUAAUAUGGAUUCAUGUAUAAACUCUGUAACACACUUCAGUGAUAAACAAACAAAGGCAUUACGUUAUUUAGGCUCCUUUAAGAAAGGUCAAUAUAAUGAAUUAUUCACCAAACCAAUAUCUUUAAUUAGAAAGAAUUCAACUGAACAAUUAUGGAAAAAACUAUCAACCACUGGGUCUCAAAGAGUGAUUAUAACCGGUGAAUCUGGGAUUGGUAAGACUUCUUUAUUAGCUCAAAUGCAUUCAUGUGCUGUAGAGUCUGAUUAUAUCGUUGUAAAUAUAUCCUACCCAGAACUAUUUCUAAAUGGUAGAAACGAUUUUUUCUUUGACAAAAAUUUAAAAACAUAUGUACAACCGAUGUAUCUAAAGUCUCUAAUACGAAAGAUAAUUAAGGCUAAUGACGAAAAUGUACUAAAUUCCAUCAAAUUAUCUAAAGAUUAUAAUUUUGUGAAAACAACUCUUAAGGGAACAGAUAACAUUAACCUUUCCAAAGGUAAGAACUCUUUAUUCGACUUGCUGAAUGUAUCUAUUAACUCAAACAUUCGUGGUGAACAAUUUGAAGGUUUAAUAAAUGAACUAUUUUUUCAGGAUAAAGUUCCUAUUUGUUUUACUGUCGAUAAUUUUUCAAGAAUGUUGACUGGUGCGUUUUCUGAUUAUAAGGAUGUUAAUAAUAAGAAUAUUUACUUAAUGGAAUUACAAAUGGGAAAAACCAUUAUGGAUAUAGUUUCAAACGAACGAAAAUUGAACAAUAAAAAGAGUUGUGUUAUUUUAGCAAUAUCAGGUAUCGAUAAAACGAAUAGAACAUUACCAGUCGCCCUGGGUAAAAUUCCUGCGGAUCCAUAUAUGAAGAGAAACAUAUAUGAACCAAAUUUUGUAGAUAUUUUACAAAAAGGGAAAGUUGAAGAGUUUGAAGUUCCUAAACUUUCAAGAGAGGAAGCUAAAAAGUUAAUUCAAUAUUAUAUAGAUGCUAAGAUUGUGUUGAAUAGAGAUGUUGAAACUAAAACAUUGGAACAAAUGACAGAUGAGAAGUACUUUAUGAGCGGUAGUGGUAAUCCUAGAGAACUUCUGAAGAGUAUUGUUCUUACUCAUAAAUAG
This is a messenger RNA of Maudiozyma barnettii, 1323 nucleotides long. It is a transcript of the gene RSM23, whose product is annotated as mitochondrial 37S ribosomal protein mS29. Gene Ontology annotation, molecular function: structural constituent of ribosome. Gene Ontology annotation, biological process: mitochondrial translation. The record is from RefSeq and is a predicted model, not a curated record. Gene Ontology annotation, cellular component: mitochondrial small ribosomal subunit. The transcript has a single exon. The coding region runs from base 1 to 1323 and encodes 440 amino acids. Lineage: Eukaryota; Fungi; Ascomycota; Saccharomycetes; Saccharomycetales; Saccharomycetaceae.